AUGACAGGCAAAUUUCUUUUUCAAAGAGCCGCACAAUACAUUGAUCUGUGUCUGUUGUCGCCAGAAACAUCGAGAGUGUAUGAUUCGGCAACCUACAAUGUCAUUGAUUUCCAUGAUGGUAACUGUCUUCGCAGAGCAGAGAACAAAACAGAUAUUUCAAGUGACAACCACAUGACUGGAGACCUUGAGGAUGGUUCUUCUAUAGCCGCCCGCAUCCUUUAA
This is a messenger RNA of Sclerotinia sclerotiorum 1980 UF-70, 222 nucleotides long. RefSeq lists its product with no specific name. The record is from RefSeq and is a predicted model, not a curated record. NCBI's taxonomy places the organism in Eukaryota, Fungi, Ascomycota, Leotiomycetes, Helotiales, Sclerotiniaceae. Bases 1 to 222 code for a protein of 73 amino acids. The transcript has a single exon.